CGCCUGCUCCCUCGCCGACCUGCGCGCGCUGCCCGAGCCGGACCGCCGCCGCUUCCCCGGGAGCCGGCUCCGGGCCGCCCUGCUCCUUUGUUUCCCCCCGUCUGGCCUCUCUGGGGGGCAUGUGUGCGAGUUGUCUCGCUGUCAGAAAUUUCCUUUCCACGGUGUGGGCAGGAGGCAGAUUUUUUCCCCCCUGUUAACUGCUUCCCUUCUGUUUUAUCGAUUUUAUUUUCCAUUUCUCCCCCUUACCUCCUCCUGCCUUCCUUCCCCCUUCUUUCUUUGGGUUGCUCCUUCGGCCCCCUUCCAUUUCACCGUCUUUCCUCCCCGCCCCCCUCUCUCGGAGCCCCUCCCCCCACCCGUUUGCUCUUUUAAAAUAAUUCAGGGAUGCCUCGGGAAUACUAGCACGCCCUGCCCAUUCAGCCGAGCGCGGGACCCUGCGUGAAUUCCAGAGCAAUGUUCUGGGAUGGUGCCGGAGAUGCGUGGACUGAGCCCAGGCCGCAGGCUGCCCGAGCCCGCCCCCUGCCCCGCCGCAGGCGGGAACCCUGAGCCCUGGGCCUUGGGCCGCCGCCACCGCCACGUCCUAGCCCUGCCUGAGGAGGAGGCAUGGCGGCCCCAGCAGUGCGCCCUGCUCGAGGCCGAUGCCUCGGACGAGGUGGGCAUGCUGCCCGCCUCCCCGCGUGCCGUCGCCGCGGGCUUCGACAACUUCUUCCCGGUGCAGGAGGGCGAGGGCCCCGGCUGGGAGGGCGGCGCGGCCCUGGAAGCUGGCUCCAGCCCGUUCCUCCCGGUGAGCCCCGAGGUGAUGAAGCGGCGGCGCGGGGGGCUCAUCGAGCAGCGCGACAUCAUCAAGGCCCACGAGGCGCACAAGAUGCAGAGCACCCCGCAGGCCCGGCGCAAGGAGUGGGAGAUGGCUCGCUUCGGGGAGGCGGUGGUCGGCAGGCCGGGGUCGGGCGAUGGAGACUCGGACCAGAGCAGGAACCGGCAAGGAACCCCGGUGCCGGCCUCGGGGCCAGCGGCCGCCUACAAGCAGUCGAAAGCGCAGAGGGCGCGGACUAUGGCUUUGUACAACCCCAUUCCCGUCCGGCAGAACUGUUUCACCGUCAACAGAUCCCUGUUCAUCUUCGGAGAAGAUAAUAUUGUCAGGAAAUACGCCAAGAAGCUCAUCGAUUGGCCGCCGUUUGAGUACAUGAUUUUGGCCACCAUCAUUGCCAACUGCAUUGUCUUGGCCCUGGAACAGCAUCUUCCUGAGGAUGACAAGACCCCGAUGUCCCGCAGACUGGAAAAGACAGAACCAUAUUUCAUUGGGAUCUUUUGCUUUGAAGCCGGUAUCAAAAUUGUGGCCCUGGGGUUCAUCUUCCAUAAGGGCUCGUACCUCCGCAAUGGCUGGAAUGUCAUGGAUUUCAUCGUGGUCCUCAGUGGCAUCCUGGCUACGGCAGGAACCCACUUCAACACACAUGUGGACCUGAGGACCCUUCGGGCUGUGCGUGUCCUGAGGCCCCUGAAGCUCGUGUCAGGGAUACCUAGCCUACAGAUUGUGUUGAAGUCCAUCAUGAAGGCCAUGGUGCCUCUUCUGCAAAUUGGCCUUCUGCUCUUCUUUGCCAUCUUGAUGUUCGCCAUCAUUGGCUUGGAGUUCUACAGUGGGAAGUUGCACCGGGCAUGUUUCACAAACAGUUCAGGCAUUCUAGAAGGAUUUGACCCUCCUCACCCAUGUGGUGUGCAGGGCUGCCCAGCUGGUUAUGAAUGCAAGGACUGGAUUGGCCCCAACGAUGGGAUCACCCAGUUUGAUAACAUCCUUUUUGCUGUGCUGACUGUCUUCCAGUGCAUCACCAUGGAAGGAUGGACCACCGUGCUGUACAAUACCAAUGAUGCCUUAGGAGCCACCUGGAAUUGGCUGUACUUCAUCCCCCUCAUCAUCAUUGGAUCCUUCUUUGUUCUCAACCUCGUUCUGGGAGUGCUUUCCGGGGAAUUUGCCAAAGAGAGAGAGAGAGUGGAGAACCGGAGAGCUUUCAUGAAAUUGCGGCGGCAGCAGCAGAUUGAGCGUGAGCUGAAUGGGUACCGCGCCUGGAUAGACAAAGCAGAGGAAGUCAUGCUUGCUGAAGAAAAUAAAAACGCUGGAACAUCAGCCUUAGAAGUGCUUCGAAGGGCAACCAUCAAAAGGAGCCGGACAGAGGCCAUGACUCGAGACUCCAGCGAUGAGCACUGUGUUGAUAUCUCCUCUGUGGGCACACCUCUUGCCCGAGCCAGCAUCAAAAGUGCAAAGGUGGAUGGGGCCUCCUAUUUCCGGCACAAAGAAAGGCUUCUGCGCAUCUCUAUCCGCCACAUGGUCAAAUCCCAGGUGUUUUACUGGAUUGUGUUGAGUCUUGUGGCUCUCAACACUGCCUGUGUGGCCAUCGUCCAUCACAACCAGCCCCAGUGGCUCACCCAUCUCCUCUACUAUGCAGAAUUUCUGUUUCUGGGACUGUUCCUCUUGGAGAUGUCCUUGAAGAUGUACGGCAUGGGGCCUCGACUUUACUUUCACUCUUCAUUCAACUGUUUUGAUUUUGGGGUCACAGUGGGCAGUAUCUUUGAAGUGGUCUGGGCAAUCUUCAGACCUGGUACAUCUUUUGGAAUCAGUGUCUUGCGAGCUCUCCGGCUUCUAAGAAUAUUUAAAAUAACCAAGUAUUGGGCAUCUCUGCGAAAUCUGGUGGUCUCCUUGAUGAGUUCUAUGAAGUCUAUCAUCAGUUUGCUCUUCCUCCUCUUCCUCUUCAUCGUUGUCUUUGCUCUCCUAGGAAUGCAGCUGUUUGGGGGCAGGUUUAACUUCAAUGAUGGGACUCCUUCAGCAAACUUUGACACCUUUCCAGCAGCCAUCAUGACUGUAUUCCAGAUCCUAACAGGUGAGGACUGGAAUGAGGUUAUGUACAAUGGGAUCCGCUCCCAGGGUGGAGUUAGCUCAGGCAUGUGGUCAGCUAUCUAUUUCAUUGUGCUCACCUUGUUUGGAAACUACACACUGCUGAAUGUGUUCUUGGCCAUUGCUGUAGACAAUCUGGCCAAUGCCCAAGAGCUGACCAAGGAUGAACAAGAAGAAGAGGAGGCCUUCAACCAGAAACAUGCAUUGCAGAAGGCCAAGGAGGUCAGCCCGAUGUCUGCACCCAACAUGCCUUCUAUCGAAAGAGACAGAAGGAGAAGACACCACAUGUCGAUGUGGGAGCCACGCAGCAGCCACCUGAGGGAGCGGAGGCGCCGGCACCACAUGUCAGUGUGGGAGCAGCGCACCAGCCAGCUGAGAAGGCACAUGCAGAUGUCCAGCCAGGAGGCCCUCAACAAAGAGGAGGCCCCACCAAUGAACCCCCUCAACCCCCUCAACCCGCUGAGCCCCCUCAACCCACUCAACGCCCACCCGAGCCUCUACCGGAGACCCAGACCCAUUGAGGGCCUGGGCCUGGGCCUGGAGAAAUGUGAGGAGGAGCGCAUUAGCCGCGGGGGGUCCCUCAAGGGGGACGGAGGGGACCUGCCGAGUGCCUUGGACAACCAGAGGAGCCCCUUGUCCUUGGGCAAACGGGAGCCACCAUGGCUGGCCAGGCCGUGUCAUGGGAACUGUGAUUCGACCCAGCAGGAGGCUGGGGGAGGGGAGACUGUGGUGACCUUCGAGGACCGGGCCAGGCACAGGCAGAGCCAGCGGCGCAGCAGGCACCGUCGUGUCAGGACCGAAGGCAAGGAACACUCCUCCACCUCCCGGAGCAGGUCUGCCAGCCAGGAGCGGAGUCUGGAUGAAGGGGGGCCCACCGAGGGGGAGAAGGACCGCGAGCCCAGGGCCAGCCACGGGGGCAAGGAACCCACAAUCCAGGAAGAGGAAAGAGGCCAAGACUUAAGGAGGACCAACAGUCUGAUGGUGCCCAGAGGCUCCGGGCUGGCAGGAGCCCUCGACGAGGCCAACACACCCUUAGUCCAGCCGCAGCCAGAGUUGGAAAUGGGGAAGGACACGGCUCUGACAGAGCAGGAGCCGGAGGGCAGCAGUGAGCAAGCUCUGCUGGGGGAUGUGCAGUUGGACAUGGGCCGGGCCAUCAGUCAGAGUGAGCCCGACCUCUCCUGUGUCACGGCCAACACGGACAAGGCCACCACUGAGAGUACCAGCGUCACCGUCGCCAUCCCCGACGUGGGCCCCUUGGUGGACUCAACUGUGGUUCACAUUAGCAGCAAGACUGAUGGAGAAGCCAGUCCUUUGAAGGAGGCAGAGAUCAAAGAGGAGGAGGAAGAGGUAGAGAAGAAGCAGCAAAAGAAGGAGAAGCGUGAGACGGGCAAAGCCAUGGUUCCCCACAGCUCUAUGUUCAUCUUCAGCACCACCAAUCCGAUUCGCAGGGCCUGCCACUACAUUGUGAACCUGCGCUACUUUGAGAUGUGCAUUCUCCUGGUGAUCGCAGCCAGCAGCAUUGCCCUGGCAGCCGAGGACCCUGUCCUGACCAACUCGGAGCGCAACAAAGUCCUGAGGUAUUUUGACUAUGUUUUCACUGGCGUGUUCACCUUUGAGAUGGUUAUAAAGAUGAUAGACCAGGGCUUGAUCCUGCAGGAUGGGUCCUACUUCCGAGACCUAUGGAACAUCCUGGACUUUGUGGUGGUGGUUGGCGCAUUGGUGGCCUUUGCUUUGGCGAACGCCUUGGGAACUAACAAGGGGCGGGACAUCAAGACCAUCAAAUCUCUGAGGGUACUCCGAGUUCUGAGACCGCUGAAGACCAUCAAGCGCUUGCCCAAGCUCAAGGCUGUCUUUGAUUGCGUGGUGACUUCCUUGAAGAAUGUCUUCAACAUACUCAUUGUCUACAAGCUCUUCAUGUUCAUCUUCGCUGUCAUCGCAGUUCAGCUCUUCAAGGGAAAGUUCUUUUAUUGCACGGACAGUUCCAAGGACACAGAGAAGGAGUGCAUAGGCAACUAUGUAGAUCAUGAAAAAAACAAGAUGGAGGUGAAAGGCCGGGAAUGGAAGCGCCAUGAAUUCCACUACGACAACAUUAUCUGGGCCCUGCUGACCCUCUUCACUGUCUCCACAGGGGAAGGAUGGCCUCAAGUCUUACAGCAUUCUGUCGAUGUGACAGAGGAAGACCGAGGACCAAGCCGCAGCAACCGCAUGGAGAUGUCCAUCUUUUACGUGGUCUACUUUGUGGUCUUCCCUUUCUUCUUUGUCAAUAUCUUUGUGGCUCUCAUCAUCAUCACCUUCCAGGAGCAAGGAGACAAGAUGAUGGAGGAGUGCAGCCUGGAGAAGAACGAGAGGGCGUGCAUCGACUUCGCCAUCAGUGCCAAACCUCUCACCCGCUACAUGCCGCAGAACAGGCAUACCUUCCAGUACCGCGUCUGGCACUUCGUGGUGUCGCCGUCCUUUGAGUACACCAUUAUGGCCAUGAUCGCCUUGAACACCGUCGUGCUGAUGAUGAAGUACUACUCUGCUCCCUGUACCUAUGAACUGGCCCUGAAGUACCUGAAUAUUGCCUUCACCAUGGUGUUUUCUCUGGAAUGUGUCCUAAAGAUCAUCGCGUUUGGCUUCUUGAACUAUUUUCGAGAUACCUGGAAUAUCUUUGACUUUAUCACCGUGAUUGGCAGUAUCACAGAAAUCAUUCUGACAGACAGCAAGCUGGUGAACACCAGUGGCUUCAAUAUGAGCUUUCUGAAGCUCUUCCGAGCUGCUCGUCUCAUCAAGCUUCUACGUCAGGGCUACACCAUCCGUAUUUUACUUUGGACUUUUGUACAGUCCUUUAAGGCCCUCCCCUACGUCUGCCUUUUGAUUGCCAUGCUUUUCUUCAUCUAUGCCAUCAUCGGGAUGCAGGUAUUCGGAAACAUAAAAUUAGAUGAGGAGAGUCACAUCAACCGACACAACAACUUCCGGAGUUUCUUCGGGUCCCUCAUGUUACUCUUCAGGAGUGCCACAGGUGAGGCCUGGCAGGAGAUAAUGCUGUCGUGCCUCGGGGAGAAAGGCUGUGAGCCCGACACCACUGCGCCAUCAGGGCAGAAUGAGAAUGAGCGCUGUGGCACCGAUCUGGCCUAUGUUUACUUUGUCUCCUUCAUCUUCUUCUGCUCCUUCUUGAUGCUCAACCUGUUUGUGGCCGUCAUCAUGGACAACUUUGAGUACCUGACUCGGGACUCAUCCAUCCUAGGGCCUCACCACUUGGACGAGUUUGUCCGCGUCUGGGCAGAAUAUGACAGAGCUGCAUGCGGCAGGAUCCCGUAUAAGGAUAUGUACAAAUUAGUGCGGGUGAUCUCGCCGCCUCUGGGCCUGGGAGAGAACUGCCCCUACAGGGUGGCUUGCAAGAGGUUGGUCCUGAUGAAUAUGCCAGUAGCUGAGGACAUGACAGUCCACUUCACCUCCACACUCAUGGCUCUGAUACGGACAGCACUGGACAUCAAAAUCGCCAAAGGUGGUGCAGACAGACAGCAGCUAGACUCAGAACUACAAAAGGAGACCCUGGCCAUCUGGCCUCACCUAUCCCAGAAGAUGCUAGAUCUGCUCGUGCCCAUGCCCAAAGCCUCUGACCUGACUGUGGGCAAAAUCUAUGCAGCAAUGAUGAUCAUGGACUACUAUAAACAGAGUAAGGUGAAGAAGCAGAGGCAGCAGCUGGAGGAACAGAAAAACGCACCCAUGUUCCAGCGCAUGGAGCCUUCAUCUCUGCCUCAGGAGAUCAUUGCUAAUGCCAAAGCCCUGCCUUAUCUCCAGCAGGACCCUGUCUCAGGCUUGAGUGGCCGUAGUGGAUACCCUUCGAUGAGUCCGCUCUCCCCCCAGGAAAUAUUCCAGUUGGCUUGUAUGGACCCAGCCGAUGAUGGACAGUUUCAGGAACAGCAGUCUCUGGAGCCAGAGGUUAGUGAAUUAAAAAGCGUGCAGUCCUCUAACCAUGGCAUCUACCUUCCUUCGGACACCCAGGAGCAUACGGGAUCUGGGAGGGCAUCCUCUAUGCCACGCCUGACUGUGGAUCCCCAGGUGGUGACAGACCCUAGCUCCAUGAGACGCUCAUUUUCCACCAUUCGGGAUAAGCGUUCAAAUUCCUCAUGGUUGGAGGAAUUCUCCAUGGAGAGAAGCAGUGAAAACACCUACAAGUCACGUCGCCGGAGUUACCACUCCUCCCUGAGACUGUCAGCUCAUCGCCUGAAUUCUGACUCAGGCCACAAGUCUGACACCCACCGCUCAGGGGGCAGAGAGCGGGGACGGUCAAAAGAGCGAAAGCAUCUUCUCUCUCCCGAUGUCUCCCGCUGCAACUCAGAGGAGCGAGGGACCCAGGCUGACUGGGAGUCCCCUGAGCGCCAUGAGUCCAGGUCUCCCAGCGAGGGCAGGUCACAGACCCCCAACAGACAGGGCACAGGUUCCCUCAGUGAGAGCUCCAUCCCCUCCAUCUCUGACACCAGCACUCCGAGACGAAGUCGCCGGCAGCUCCCACCCGUGCCACCAAAGCCUCGGCCCCUCCUUUCCUACAGCUCCCUGAUUCGACACACGGGGAGCAUGUCUCCACCGGCUGAUGGAAGCGAGGGUGGCUCUCCACUGGCCUCCCAAGCCCUGGAGAGCCCUGAGGCCAGCCUGGCGGAGUCUUCCAGCUCCCGGCACGUACAGCAGGGUCAGCACGCCUCCCCACAGCGCUACAUCUCCGAGCCCUACCUGGCCCUGCACGAAGACUCCCACGCCUCGGACUGUGGCGAGGAGGAGACGCUCACCUUCGAAGCAGCUGUGGCCACCAGCCUGGGCCGCUCCAACACCAUCGGCUCAGCCCCACCGCUGCGGCACAGCUGGCAGAUGCCCAAUGGGCACUAUCGACGGCGGAGGCGCGGGGGGCCCGGGCCAGGUGUGAUGUGUGGGGCUGUCAGCGACCUCCUGAGUGACACGGAAGAGGACGACAAGUGCUAGAGGCUGCUCCCCCCUCCGAUGCAUGCUCUUCUCUCACACGGAGAAAACCAGGACCGAAUUGGGAAGCCAGUGCUGCCCGGGGGGGAGGAUGAGGGAGGAGGAAGAGAGAAGGACACCAUGCAUUAUUGGACAAGACGAAGGAAAGGACCCAAGGAAAACCAGUCGAAUGCGCCCAAUUGCUUUACUUCCCUUUGCAAGAUGGGCACUGCCAUAGUUUUGCCUCUUUGCUGGGGAAAGGAAAUACAAGAACACAGAGGGUUAUUCCCACGGCAGAAGGGACAUGAGGAUGGCUUUGCUUCCCCUUGCCCCUUCCCACUUUUCUCUAAGCCGUGGAGGGAUGGAGCUGGCCUGUGUCUACGCCCCUUGCCCUGAAAAGCCUGGAAGAUUUUUCUGGCUCUUAACUGGGGAGUCGUGGAGGCCACAGGAGAGGAACCUCCUCCCUCACCAGCUCUUGCUCCCUGGCCAGCACCACUGCCAUCAGGGCAACCGCAACGGCAUCUCAUGCAUUACCCUCUGGCUUGCUUCCCCCAAAGAAGCACAGGCUAAGUUUAGGAGCCUUGGAUGCCAAGGAUAGGAGGCAAGGAGGGAGGGAAAAGCUGAAGUGGAACAAGGGGUCAGGGUGCCGUGGCAGCAGCAGCAAGGGCUGGUCUGGGUGAGCAAAGCCAUAGUCCAGCAGCCCAGACCACAGGGGAGAGGCUCAGAGAGAUGAUUAAUGGGUGGUGUUGGGGGCAACAGUCCUGUCUCUUGGAAGCCUGUCACCCACUCAGUAGGUGCUGCAUUAGGGUAGGCCAGGGAGGUCCCUCAGGCUCCACAGAGGUCCCUGACGCUCCAGGAAGGGUGAUAUUUUAAAAGAAUUUAACCCCUCUGGCCAGCGCACCAGCUGGUGUGAGCAGAGGUUCAGCCUUCCUGCUGGAGCCCCAUGCUCUGCCAGGCCUUAGCCCUGCAAAUGCUGGUCAUAAGGGAUCCCUGAGGGGGCUGGGGGCCAUUUAAGGCACAGUCUGUUUUCCAACCAGUCUAGAAGAACGUGGAACAGUCCUACAGUUGUAUCAGCACAUACAGCCAAAUGUCAACCUAGACUCUGGCCCAGGAGCCCGCGGGCCUCUCUGCCAGUCCCUGACCAGGCAGCACACAUAAACCCAAGGUGGGCCCUACAUCACCUGGUAGAGACUUCUAGAGAGAGAGGAAAGGCAGACAGAUUGAAAUGAGAAGCUUCCAUGGGAGCAUCAGUGUGAGUUUGCUGAGGACCUCCUGGGAGGAGGGGCCCUUGGUCUGGCAGCUUCCUCAGCCAGCUUGUGCUUAAGGGUCAGUUUGGCAUGAUACUUGGAAGGUGAUCAGUAAAUAUACCUCAGCUUAGACCUGGGCUGCUCCUCCUAGCAAAGCAGGCUCUGACGGGGCCUCAUCACAUCAUGUGAUGAGACUGGGCUUUACCCCUCCCCAGAGUAAGAGCUGGGCAGAAGACAGCCUCAGGCCACUGUGUCCUUCUUAACUCCCCAAUCUCAGAAGCGUUACGAAAAAGAGAGCCUUUCUUGGCUAAUCCGUGCUCCUCUUGUUUCGACUGUCCAUUCAGGGAAGCACAUCACUCUCUAUCUGGUGGAAUGCACCGUCCCCUUCACUUCCUCCCUGGGCUCAUCACAGUAAGGAGAAGGAUCCCCGGAGAAGGGCGCCAGGCAGGGCUUUCCCUGCUCCACCAGGAGCAGAUGGGGCUUUCCUCGCAGGACCCUCCCCUGGCCUGACAUCACAGUGGACAAACACUCUUUUUUAUCCUCCUCCAGCCAAAACAGACUCCACCUCUUGGGUAGGAGAAGUUAGGGGCUGUUGUUUUUCUUAGAAGGAGCCUCUUUUUACUUAUGAAGCUUUUUGUUUGUUUUGGUUGAAAUGGAACUAAGGAGUAGUUGCAUCAACCCCGAAAAGCCAAAUACAAUCACGUGGCUGCAGGAUCAUUUGUCAUGGCUCUGCCUUCUCUUCUAGGUAUUGAUGCAGCUUCAUGACCCAUGGUCAGCCCCUCCGAUCAAAGGACUCCCAGGGCAGGAGACCAGUGAGGCAGAACAUAAGCUGCCUCCCCUCAGACCUUCCGCUCACUUUCAUUUUCAUCUCCCGCUGAGCACUUGUGUACUCGGGAGUAGCUAGCAAUGUGAACAUGACCGUGGAACGCCCCGAUCCUAACAGGCGUGUGCUUUACACAAGACUCAGGCGCUGGGCCUCAUAGUGUGGUAAAGGUUUCCUCUGCUCAGCAUCAUUUCGUGCCAAAGUGCUGCUGUGGGCUGCUUUCUGUGCACAAAAUUGCUUUCUUCCACCUCAGAAACGCAGCUUUCCCUGGGGACAGGCCCACAACAGGACAGCCGUUCUGAGUCAGCAAGUCUAUUGCAUUGUGUUUUGAGAAAAGGAAUUGAAGCGAUAUCUUAAGCCAUUUCAACAGCAGGAGAAAUUUGGGCUGGCAGAGCAAUUACCAGAAAUGGAAUUUGCCUGUAAACCACAUUACGAACACUAAAUUUGCCAUGCCAGGAAAACUUCCUGGACACCUGAACUCCUUAAACCCCUAUAUACACAAGAAUUUGAGUCUUAAACGAAGUGCUGCCCUGCAGACACAGUCUCCCGACCAACCACCUGCGUUUUUCUAGAUCAGUUUCCCCUGACCAAGAAAUUGGGUUUCUUCUCCCUUAGCCUGCAUUUAUCUUUCCAUUAAGACCAGAAAAUAAAAGUCUUCAGUUAAGUCACAGAACUCAUUAUCAUAAUCUUCUUCUAACCAUUUCCUUCUGCCUGUUGAUAAGUAUGAACUCUCACCUUCCCUCUAAUAGUUGACCAGGACACCCCUUCCUACUUACCAGAUUCUGCCUCUUCUCUUUCCCUUGUAAAGCAGCCCCUUGAGAUCUCAAAACAUGUGCUUCUCUUUGGAUUAAAAAAGUGUGGCAGCAUCUCAAGAAAUGCCAAGCAAACUGCGAACACUAUCAGUGUUUCAGACAGUGUUAUCAGACUUAGUACUGCAGGUCCCCUCAGAAGAAUCUUUAUAUAUUCAGUUUCCCUUGCUAAUAUUAGUCUUCAGCAUCCUCUCAAAACAAAGAAGGAGUGAGGGAGAGAGGAAGGGGAAAAAAAAGAAGGAAAAGAAACCAAGGUGGAGAGAUAGUCUAUGUCUGUGUUUAGAUACUCCUCUCUUCACUCACAGCUCCAGGCAGACUUCUAGUAACUCACGUGUCUCCCUCUCUCAAUCCCCAUGAGGUCAGAAUGCCAGCCGGCCUUCAAACAUAGGAGUAGAGCUCUAGGUCAAGAGGCUCUGUGAACCAGGGUCAGGAUAGAAUUACCUCCACUAUAAAGAGGGUGUACCCUUGAAUGUCCCCCCCAGGGUCAACAUAAGCCAUGAACACAACUGCCCAAUGUGGAUCUGUCCCUUCUUCUAGCUGAGGAAUCAAUUUCUAUUCUGGGCUUCACUUCUGCUCACUACUCACUGUCCCUACAGGGUACUGAAAUCACGGACAUUUCUCUGAAGCUGAAAUCCAGAUGUUCUGGAUUUUGCGCUCUCUUGACUCUGGGACCACAAAAAGACAACCCUGUAUCCCACCAUUCAGCCGGCAUCUUCUUUCCAUACACACAGCCACCUCUCGUACAACCUUUGUGAUGAGCCUGAGUGUCUCCUGCCUUCUAUUCUUCUAUCCCAGCCCUUGCUCUGCUGCAUGUUAGCAUUGACCCAACUCCUGAGAUGGUUAAAUUCACCUAGUCCAGGCUUGUUUGUUGAUGUGCCUGCCUCUGCUGUGGGGGAAUGCUUUGAUCUCAUGAAAAUGGUUGGGGAUUCACCAGGUGAUACAAGGUGAUCUGAAACAGUAUAAGGUACAGUACUAUUGGGGCAUGAUGGGGAUAUGAAAUGUUUGCAUACUCAGUGAAAGCCUACUGCAGGCAAAUUAGGUCUCUCCUGGCAUAAUAGAACAGAAUUUAAUAAUUUUUUUUUUAAAGAAAGUUCUCAAUUUUUCAUUACAUCCUAUUUCUAAAGCCUGUUCUGGAUGUCUCAUUUUUGGACAGAGUUUGUCUUUAGUAGGUUGAGCCAAGGAUACAUGGAGAUUCAUUUCUCAGCUAAGCUAUAAUAGAUAUUAUGAGGUCAUGUAAAGAAAAGGUAUAUGUGUAACAGGCAGGGAGCAGAUAGUCCUCUACCUUGGAGGGACUUUGUGAAACUGGAAGGUUAAGGAAUUUUCACCCUUUUUUUUUUUAUUUGAAUUAGUUUCAUGUUUGUUAUGAUGUGAGACCUUCAAAGGCAUGGUGCCAGUGUGCACAAAGAUCAUGGUGAGGAGAGGCAUUUCCAUGCCUUGGGGUAGCCUCUUCCUCACCAGAUUCUCCCUUCCUGUCCAUUCUUCCUCCCUAGAUUCCCAGGCCUUGAGCAUUGUCUGAGAGGUUUAGGUGAGGUCAUUGUAAGGCAAAAUAAAAGAGAGAAGUGGUCCCCCUGCAAGUGGCCAGUUGGAGUGUCAUGUUUUAAUUCCAGACAAGAGCCCCACAAGGAAUCAGGUCUAGGUUUGGAUAAAUCUAUCUCCAUACUGAGACUCUUAAUUUAAUAAAAGCCAAACAGAAUUAACUCAGGACUUAGGACCUAACCUUUGCAUGACAGGAUCAGAAGAGACGCCACAUUAAUGAGUGCUGCCUGUAUUUGCAGCUCUUUCUGUCUUUAGUUUUCUCUUCGGCGAACCACCCAGUAUAUUGUAGCCAUUUAUCCCAAUGGGCCCCAGCUGAUGGCUUCUCUGCUGGUUGCAGUAGCAGGCUUAGCUAAUGACAGCUGAGGUGAUCUGUCAGCCAUCAUGUGCUGACUGACCCUCAUUCAGUCAGAAGAACACAGACGUACCACAUGGGGGAUUGGAUAAAAAACUGAACUAUCUUUGGUUUCUGAUGGCCAUCUUUUUCUUCCCUUAAAUCCUUCCUGCUUUGACCCUCUGAUGCUUAGGCAUCCUGGAGAAAUCACUCCAAGCCAAAGAUAACAGAUCCAUAGAUUGUCCCAGCCUACCCAAAGGGCCUGGAAAGCUUCGCUUAACAAAACUCAAGCCAGUUGGUGGAGAAAUAUGAAUGAGACUCACACAGAGUCUAAUGGAGAGCUGGGGUGUCUCCAAACUGCCCUUCUAUUUUUGUAGACUUCUUCCUUCUGCUCCCUUCCCUCGUGCUAAAAAUGGGGAGAAAGGGACACUAGUAUCUUGACCUAAAUGCAAACGAUUUUAUAAUAAGCCAUGCUACUAUGUAAAUACAUUAUUGAGGCUUGAAUUCUUAUUUCUGGGGGUGUGAAAGAGUUGAGCAAAUCUGAUUUUAAAAAUGGUAAGGGGAUCUAUGUUUAUUUUUAUUUGGUAUCUUUUUGUUUCGAUUUUUUGUAACCUGCUCUAGAAUAACAAUGAAGGAUAAAUAUGUGCUCUGCAGUGUUUCUGAAUCAGCUUCUAAUUAAUUUCCAUCAAACUUAAUAUAUUUAAACCAAAAAUAUGAGGUUAUAUAGUACCAGUUCCCUCUUCUCUCUGUGUUUCUUUUGUCUGUCUUCUCCUUCUAAGUCAGUCUCUGUCUCUUGUUUCUAGGGACAUAAAAUGUAACCUACAUUAAUGUAAAGUUUCCUGAAAACUUCAGUGAGAGCCAAGGAAAGAAUAGAAUGGAUAUAGAUUUUUUUUCCCCAGUACAUCUUUAAUCAAUAAGUAGGAAAUUUAGGUCUUGAGAAGAUAAAAUGUUUAGGAGUAUGGUAAUCUGGAAAUGAAAAUUAUUGGGGGCCAAAAAUAAUUCUAUUUCAGCCUUCCGUACUAGUGCCUUCAGCAAGGGUAUUGCAUCUACAUGCUUUAUUUCCCUCACUAGGAAAAUUGAAAUACUAAAGCUUGGCUAAUUAAUGGGUGUGUCAUAGUGUUUGUAAGUAAAUUACUAUCACAUCAUUUAAAGUUCUUCGUCUCCACAAAUCAACUUAGAAAAAUCUUCUGUCCUUAUAUCCCACUAAGGACCUAUGAAAUUCUUGGCAUUGCUAUAAGCAUUCAAUUUUUUGGAAGAAACUUCAUGUUUACUGGAACCUGAAUCCCAGAUUUGCUUUAUUUUCACCAUCUCUUCUUCCCAUUUUCCUUCCUUUUUUUUUUUUUUUUUUUUUUUAGCUAAGAAAAAAAAAGUUGACUUUUGUUUUUGUUUUUAACGCAGGAAAGAAGUUGAGUUUUCAUGGUCAGACCUUCCUGGUACCUUCUUUUUGUGGACACUUAAGCCAGUCAUAGAUCAAAUAACCAUUCUCUAAUGCUUAGGAUCCUCACAAAGUCCUCUUCUCUAACCCAACAUUGACACAGGAGUCUUUUCUCUCUCUCUUUGUUCUGCCAGUUUGUCAGAGGUAAGGGAUUCUCUCUAUAUUCUGGAAACAGAUCGGUAGCAUCUAUACCAACUACUACUGUUUCCUCUUCGGUUCACUCAGAGGUGGGCCCCAGAACUGAAAGGACACUAAAACAAAGCUGCCAAAUCCAAAUUUGACCUUAUUUGGUGACUCAGUUUUCUUUCCAGUACUCUGAUUUCUUUUAGCACUAGUCUGUACCACAUAGGAAACCCACUGCUCAAAGCAAGUCUGUUAGAAGUCUGUAUAAGGGAUGAGCAGGAAAAACACACUCCAGAAUCUCAAGGUGCCAUUAAUCAAUUUAAAAAAUAAAGGUAAAAUGAAAUGAGGGCUAAACAAUGUAAUCUAACUGCCAAUUAAAGUAUACAGUAGUUCUGGUCUUAGCUACAUUUGAUGUAGUGUUCUACCACAUUAAGCAGAUCCCAACAGAUAUAGUAAAAACAUAGGCAUUGAAUUUUAAUGCCUAUCAAUGGGGAUAUAUACUUAGCCUGCAGGCCAAACUUCAACCAGUGUUUUUCUAUCCUGGUGUUUUGUGAACAAGCCAAAAUUUAUACAAAGCCACCGUAAGUGCUGCACUUGCAGAGGAACCUCCCACUCGGUGAUAUUAGAGAACAGUCCAACUCCACUCAAAUUGAGUCCCAAAUUUGAAACUCGUCCAGAAAAACCCAAUGGAGGAGAAAAAUCUAAUGCAUCAAGUAUAGUUGGCAUUUUGUAGCUGGGGCAAUGUGGGCAGAGGCUAGGAAGACAAGCUAUAGAACAAAGAGAAGGUUGAGAUGGAAAAUACCAGCUAGACCCAGGAACAGAAUUGUGUGACCUGAGAUCGUCUCUUAUACUAGAUCACUGGUAAACUUGUUAGCACGAUACUGGAUUCAGAGAAGUUCUCUCUGCUAAACUCACCAAAGGUAGUGGAUUUGAAGCCCUCAAAGGAUUAAUAGAGAACUUUUCCAGAACUGGGAGAUGGAGAGAAAGGAGGUUCUUGCUUUAAAGCAGCCCGAAGACCAUCUCUGUGACUUUAGCAACUCUUCAUUAUAGUAGUGCCAAUAGUGGAGAGAUUUUACUGAUCUUCCUAGUGGUACAAGUGCCACGGGAGGGGAGAGGGAUGGUGAGUGGGACAGGGGAUGAGCUUUAUCAGGAACAGAUUUCAAACUGCGAAGGGUGCACCGGUACCAGCCUCAAAGGAUAGCAUUACAAAAAAGUAGACAACCGGGUGUCCAGGCCAUGCCCUCUGUCCUUUGGGACUUAAGGUCAGGCCAUUCCCGCCUUGAUUUGCUCUUAGAAGAUGAGCAUGUAAGACAGGAUCAAGAGAAAAAUUGGGUGCUUUGUCUUAGGCUGUUAAAACGCUGCCACCUGCAUUACAAAACAUACGUGAGUCAAGACACUAGAGACACUUCCUUAUGGGCAGCAUCCACUGCGGUGUGCCAGCCUGACACCCCUUCAGUAAUGGUGGGUGAAUGGCAGCCAGUGCUGGCUCGCCUAGAGUAUCGGUGCAUCUUUCCUAAAGCCAGAGUUCAGCACUGCAUGUUGACCAGGUGGAUAUCCUGUAAUAUAAAUGCUCGUUUGGAUCCAAAAGGAAAAUUAUUAAAAAUAAAAGAAAGAUGAACAAAUUUAAUGUUUGGGGGGGGUCAAAGAAAAGAAUAAAUAAAACCUUGUUGUAAAGAAUUAAUCGGCCUGAUUGCCCUCACUCUUGUUUCUUUGCUCCCUAAAAAGGGAGGUCACAGGAGUGAAACCUCGCCAGAACUCUCGGGGUAAGUGGCAGCAGGUUCUGCAGUGCAGUUGGCUGACAUCUGGUCAGCCCAGCUAAUGAGGAGGAAUUCUAGAAUUUCUCAAAGUUUUACCCUGGCCCUGAAAGAUUUUCUUUUGUUAAAAGUAUUGCCUUGGAGGAAACAAACAACAACAAUAAAAAUAGGUGACAAACUGGUUCCCUGAACAUGUUAUUUUCUGGCCAGAAAAAUACUAUCUCUAGGUAAGUAGUUUUAAAUUAGACAGGGAAUCUAUGGAACACAAGGCUUUGUAAGUAAAAGAGCUACAACCAGCCUCCUCUCCAAGAGAGGACACUCACUUAGCUGCCAGGUUCAGGAAGGAGAUGACACCCCAAGACUUGGAGGAGAUACUGCCUAUUCUUUCCCUCUGCCUGUAUUACUCCUCAUUUAGUCAUAAUAGCUCCUGAGUAAGGGAAAGCAGCAGUCCUCAGGUCCCUAGGGAAGCAUCAUCUUCUAAUCCUAGUGUUGGGUUUAUUGUUUGAAUAAAUUCUUCUAUCAAUUUAAUGGAAACCAACUUCUAGAAAGAGUCCUCUAUCUCUGCAGUUCUAUCAAAGAUGACUUCUCAAGUCCUAAUGUACAUGACUUUUUAAAGAGCUUUCUUAUGAUUAAAACCAUCAAAAAAUAUGUUGGGUGGCCAAGUAGUCAGAACCCUUGGAGUCUGGAUUGGAAAUCUCAAAGAUCUUGUUCAAGUCUCAGAGUUUAUUUUCCAGUCAUAAUUUCUUUCCCAUGGCUUCUACCUCCACUGAAGUUGGAAAGACAGAAUUUGAAGAACAAUUUUACCUAAUUACACACUUCUAUGGGAUGACUAGUUGGUUUGGGCAAAGGCUGGUUUGUAAGAAAUUUUUACAUUGAUUGAUGAGGGGUUUGUUUUUGGUUUCUUUCUAAUCCAUAGUAUCCAUAGGUCCAUAGUAUUUCCCAGGCUAAUGGCACUAGGAAACACAUAUAAAGGAAAAUAGACCCUACUCUGAACUUCUCUCUGGUGUUCCUGUAUUAUGCCUCUGAGCAUCUAUUGGUUACCCUAACACAACUUGUCCCUUAACCUAAGUUUUGCCUCUGGGAUAUAAUAAAACUUGCCUUUACUUGUAUACCAUGUUCUUUUGCUAAUAAACUAGGAAAGUUUGCAAACCAGA
This is a messenger RNA of Leopardus geoffroyi (Geoffroy's cat), 17028 nucleotides long. It is a transcript of the gene CACNA1E, whose product is annotated as calcium voltage-gated channel subunit alpha1 E. Gene Ontology annotation, biological process: chemical synaptic transmission; calcium ion import across plasma membrane. Gene Ontology annotation, cellular component: membrane; neuronal cell body; voltage-gated calcium channel complex. The transcript has 50 exons. Gene Ontology annotation, molecular function: calcium ion binding; high voltage-gated calcium channel activity. The record is from RefSeq and is a predicted model, not a curated record. Lineage: Eukaryota; Metazoa; Chordata; Mammalia; Carnivora; Felidae. The coding region runs from base 461 to 7840 and encodes 2459 amino acids.